AUGCAGUCGUUGUCGUUGUUGGCUCAGAGUCUAAUAUCCCUGGCUGAUGAGCUUCCACCCACGGCCCUCCUUCGGGAUCUCUUCGCACUAGCGAGCACCUCCCCUAUGGGAUCUAUGGCUAGGAGGCUGAUCGCUAAGGAAGUUGGUGGUAAUCAAGUUCCUGCCGGACAACUUGCUCAACUACGAGUUUUCAAAAACGCAUGCCAAAUUAUGAAGUAUUGCAAAUCCAGUGCCGUUGAGGGAAUGUUCAACGAUUCUGAAUUUGGGGAAUCUAUUCGGGUUUUUUUCGAAGCGGCAAUGGCAAACACGAAAGCACCGACUAAACGGAUACGACCAAGAUGGGCGAACGAAAUUUACUGGCUGUUGAAGGAUCAUAUGAAGGUCCGAGUAAAGAGUCGGUCGUUGGUGGACAACGAGUGUAUGGAUAUUUUGAUGCUUGCCGAUCCUAGAGGGGUUGAGCCUGCGGAAAUCGAUAACACAUCUGGGCGAGUCGGUAAACAUAAAGCCAACAGACAGGAAGUGGUCGUGGAGUGUUUGGGGCCUUACGCGUAA
This is a messenger RNA of Perkinsus marinus ATCC 50983, 552 nucleotides long. RefSeq lists its product as hypothetical. The coding region runs from base 1 to 552 and encodes 183 amino acids. The transcript is spliced from 5 exons. NCBI's taxonomy places the organism in Eukaryota, Perkinsozoa, Perkinsida, Perkinsidae. The record is from RefSeq and is a predicted model, not a curated record.